AUGCGGCCAAGUGGCACGAAAAAUGCACCUGCCGCUGGCGCGAAACGGGACAAACAAGAAUUAGGAGAGCUAUCUCCAGAGCCACCUCAACAGCGUAAGAAAGCAGACAAGAGAUCACCAGAAGCUCAAAAGCCGCCAGAGCAAGCCAAAGGGAUAGGAGAACAACAACGUCAAAGUCAACAACAAUCAGGUUUGACCCGAGAUCCGCGGCAGUCGAGUCAAACGUCACAGCAUUCUCAGCAGUCUCAACAGUCUCAGCAGCCUCAGCAGCCUCAGCAGCCUCAGCAGUCUCAACAGUCUCAGCAGUCUCAGCAGUCUCAGCAGUCUCAGCACGCACAGCCUGCUAAACAGGAGAAACCACCUGCUCUCUCACCUCGUUCCAGUGCGUGUCAUGCGUACCUCCGUGAAAUAGCUCAGCAAGGCUUGAUAUCAAGAGAAGAAGCUGUGGAGAAGUGGAUAAGAUGGAGAACAGACCCCAUGUAUCAGGACGUAUUCUGUGAUGUAAUGUGCAAUGUGCUAGGAGAGUUACAAGAGGACGAUGAAGCUGGGCCUUCGGAAUCGCGAUUGUCACGGAAAGAGCAGAGAAGACUAGAGCUCGCAGAAGCCUUUCUUGCAGCUUGGCACAACCUGGAUCAGCAACGAGAGAUCCUAGGUCGAGAGCUUCAGCGUCUGAAACCAGCUCAACCAAAACGAGCCUCAACCCAAGCAAGUGGGCUCUCACAGGGUAAUUCUGACAUGUCAUCCGAGUCGCAGGAUCAGGCAUGCAAAUCACUAAUAGAAGGUAUGAUACGAACGGAAAGGAUGACAAGAGAUCAAGGCCAUGGAGCUUGGGAGACAUGGGUUAGAUUCCCAGAACUCCAUUCAUGUUUCACGGAAUCAGCAAUCGACACGCUACAAAAGGCUGAGUCACUUGAUCCGGGAUCACUACCACAAGGCGAGCGGAGUCUCUUGAGAAGGAGCAAAAAAUUUAUUCAAGCUUGCGGAAGCACAGCUCAAGGGGAUAUAUCAACCCCACCCACUCACCAGCAACAGAUCCGAGGUCAAUUGAAGAGACGGUAUAAUGAGGCCAGCGGGCUUAUAAAGCACAUGAUCCAGGAGGGGGUAGUGUCGGCAGAACAAGGUGCAUGGGUUUGGAAAGAGUGGAAAGAACAGCUGACAUUCCGGCCACAGUUCAAGAGAGAUGUUACGGAACUGGUUGAGAAUCUGCGAGGAGGUGACCCGCGCUCAAGACCACACGGACAGCGGGCACUACUCGAGUCGGCAGAAACGUUUCUCGCGACAUAUGAAGUCCCAGGAGCACAGCAGCGACAGAUUCCCGCUGCUUCGCAGUCUCAACAGCGGCCUCCAGCCCCAAUCCGACCCCCUCCAUCAAUAAUACCACAGCCCCAAUCCCAAGCCUACAGAGCCCUACUCAGAGAGAUGACAAUCCAGCAGAUCAUAACACCGGAAUCAGAGGCCCAGAAAUGGGAGAUAUGGAAAAAGGAUUCAUAUUGUCGGUCGGAGUUUGUGAUGGAGGUCUUCCAGUUGAGGGACGCGUUGCGACAGGGUAAAGAGGAUGAAGGACGAAGAAAGAAUGAUAUGUUUGAUGCUGCCGAGGGGUGA
Endocarpon pusillum Z07020 is the source of this 1602-nucleotide messenger RNA. RefSeq lists its product as uncharacterized. The record is from RefSeq and is a predicted model, not a curated record. Lineage: Eukaryota; Fungi; Ascomycota; Eurotiomycetes; Verrucariales; Verrucariaceae. The transcript has 3 exons. Bases 1 to 1602 code for a protein of 533 amino acids.